CCCACAUUCUCUUUCAUUCUAAGUCUGCUCGAACACGUCGUCUAUCGCUUUGUAACAAUGGCGCCGAAGGGAUUUUUCAUCGUUCUUUUGGUCUCUUUCUUUGGAUUGCAAGGUGCUAUGUCCUGCUUAGACGAUACCGACUGUAUCGAUAAAAACUGUUGUUCUGAUGGCAUUUGCAGGUAUUAUUGUUAUUCCUGCUCGAGCGAUUGGCAAUGUCCUGAUUCGGAGGUUUGCUGCGAUGGCGACUGUUUAGAUUCAUGUGUUUGGACGACAGGAAGCAUUGCAGGCGCUGUAAUUGGUACAAUAAUCUUCUUUGCUAUCAUCAUUUCCAUCGUAUCCUGCUGUUGCUGUGCCUGUUGUCCGUAUUACCACUAUCGUACGCCCGGUACUGUGAUUGUGACAAGCCAGCCGCCGUAUCAGCAAUUCGUGUCGACCACUAGCACGACGCAGCAACGAGUUGUGCAGUAUCCACCGCCUGGAAGCUACAACCAGCCUCCACCCGCUUAUCCACCCGCUCCAAACCCGUAUCCUCCAGCUCAGGUACAAGGACAAGCCGUUUCGAUGCCGCCUCCUGGACCGGUCAAGUACUGAGAUGUCUGAAGCAAGGCAACAUGAAAGCAAACAUCUUUAUCUUUGGAUUAAGAAGCAACUCGUUCAUAUAAAGACAUAGUUUAUUUGCAUGGUAGUGGGAAAUUUUGCGUAGAACUGUUAAUACACUAGAGUAGAAUUAGAGAAAAGUUAUAGCGCAUCGUAAGAUUCUGACACAACCGUCGAUUUCUCGACAUUAAGCUACAAUAAGCCCAUUUUACAGUUGCGUGCUUGGUUGCCAAGCUUUUGAACAGGAUCGAGGCUAAGCGUGACCUUGUUAUGAUACAAAGCUUGCUGCUUUUCAAAUAUAAAUUACUUUGUUAUCAUGCCAACUAGAUACUAAUCUUUAUCACAACGAGGUCACCUUCAGCCUCACUUCAACUCAAAGACUUGGCAACGAAGUAAAUAACUGUAAAAUGGCCUAUUUCCGCAGUAGAAUUGCGUGACAAGCAAAAUAAUCUUCCCGGAAGUUCGUCGUUUUGCUCAUUAAAAAUAAUGUCGAUACGAACGUUAUUUGUACUCUUAAGCGACUUUUUAUUUCGUGACAAAGUCACAACUAUAGUUAAAAGUUAGGAAAAUUAGUUUUAGAAAAGUUAAGAUUUCCAUUUUAACUCAAAGUAUUUUCAUUAUUUUGUUUUCAAAGUGGCAUAUGUAAAAUGUUUUUAAUUAAUUAAACUGAGUUGCGUUUGUGGA
This is a messenger RNA of Pocillopora verrucosa, 1281 nucleotides long. The record is from RefSeq and is a predicted model, not a curated record. NCBI's taxonomy places the organism in Eukaryota, Metazoa, Cnidaria, Anthozoa, Scleractinia, Pocilloporidae.